Molecule: messenger RNA, 696 nt
Organism: Ilyonectria robusta
Lineage: Eukaryota; Fungi; Ascomycota; Sordariomycetes; Hypocreales; Nectriaceae
Exons: 4
Coding region: 44-583 (179 amino acids)
Source: RefSeq, a predicted model, not a curated record
UUAGACAUCCACGAAUUCUCCCUCAGACUCACCAUCCGUCAAAAUGCCCGGCAUCCCUCUCCACGCCCUCGAUAACUUGAAGGCCAAGCUCAAGGCCGCCUUCAAGAAGAAAACGGCUCCCGCCGAGACAGCUCCCGCUGACAAACCCGUCGAGACCACUGUCCCGGCCACUGAGCCCACCAGCACUGAGCCUGCUCCCCCGGCCCCUGCCACUGAACCUGUCCCCCCCGUCUCUGAUCCCACGAAGGAGGAGACUACUCCCGAGGUCAAGCCUGAGGCUCCUGUCGUGUCGGAAGCCGCCAAGACUGAGGAGGUUACUCCUGUUGUUCCUCCUACCGAGCCUGCCAAGGUUGACGCCGCUCCCCUCACCGCGGCCGUUGUCCCUACCGAGACCGCCAAGCCGGAGCCUGUUCCGGCUGCGGUCCCCGCUGUGGCCACAGCCGCCGUUACCGAGACGCCGGCCCCUCCUCCCGUCACCACCACCCCGGCCGUUGUCACUGAGGCCCCCGAGGAGAAGAAGGAAGAGGCUGCUCCUCCUGCUCCCGCCGCCGCUGCUGUCCCGGCUCCCACUGCCACUGCCUAAACGCUCCUCGGUGUUGCUCCUAUCCGUGCCAACCUGCAAGCUCACUCAAGUAUGUUGAUGUCGUGGGGAUGUUGAAUGAAGGGCUAGCAUGGGUGUGUCCGAGUAAUUGUGGA